CAACGAACCAUGGCAGCUAUGGUAGCCCUUUGCAGUGGGCUAGGAAGGAAAGCGUUAACGCACUUCGUAACGGCUGCUGUCUGCCUCACAGAUUCUGGGGCUCAUGCAGUGCUGUGGAGAAGUUAUUCACAAUAUAAACAGGUAACCAGCAAUGAGGACCUGCCUGUUCCAAUGGAAAAUCCUUAUAAGGAGCCUCUGAAAAAAUGUAUCUUGUGUGGAAAACGUGUAGAUUAUAAGAAUGUACAGCUUUUAUCCCAGUUUAUUUCUCCAUUUACUGGAUGCAUUUAUGGAAGGCACAUAACAGGUCUUUGUGGGAAGAAACAAAAAGAAAUCACAAAAGCAAUUAAGAGAGCUCAAAUAAUGGGGUUUAUGCCUGUUACAUACAAGGAUCCUGCAUAUCUCAAAGACCCUAAAGUUUGUAACAUCAAAUACAGGGAGUAAAUUCUAUAAAGUUAUCAUCAAUAAAUUUAUUUUACA
Molecule: messenger RNA, 477 nt
Organism: Lipotes vexillifer (Yangtze River dolphin)
Lineage: Eukaryota; Metazoa; Chordata; Mammalia; Artiodactyla; Lipotidae
Gene: MRPS18C
Product: mitochondrial ribosomal protein S18C
Exons: 6
Coding region: 10-441 (143 amino acids)
Biological process (GO): mitochondrial translation
Cellular component (GO): mitochondrial small ribosomal subunit; ribosome
Molecular function (GO): small ribosomal subunit rRNA binding; structural constituent of ribosome
Source: RefSeq, a predicted model, not a curated record